AUGGUGGUGGGUAGACAGAAGACGAAGAAAACCAAAAUAUGUGACCAUGGGAAGGAAGAUUUGAUAAGCCAGUUACCAGAACCUUUGAUAUCUGAAAUACUUUGUCGUCUUUCCACCAAAGAUGCUGUAAGAACAAGCCUUUUGUCCACAAGUUGGAGAAAUCUUUGGCGAUGGGUUCCUGAUUUGGACUUAAACUCUGAUGCAUUUCCCAACUUUGAUGCCUCUGUGAGUUUCGUUGAAAGGUUUCUUGUUUCCCACAGGGACAGGGAGUUAUGGAUACGCAGACUCCGGUUAAGUUUUGGUUAUCGUCAUCAUCGUCAUAUCUGUGAUAUCACGUCAUGGAUUGAUGCUGUGACUACAUGUAGGAUUCAGCAUCUUGAUUUUCGUUGCUGUAGCUAUCAUUUUCAUUACAUACAGAUACCCCUGAGUUUAUAUACCUGCCAGACACUGAUACACUUACGACUCAGUGGGGUGUCCUUGUGUAAUGCCGAGUUUGUUUCCUUACCUUGUCUGAAGUUCAUGCAUUUAGUGUGUAAUAAGUAUCCCAACGAGACCACCUUGCAGAAACUUAUCUCAGGCUCUCCAAUUCUGGAAGAUUUAACCAUCUACAGAACUUCGAAUGAUGAUGAUAAGGCAACUGUUUUACAAGUGCGCUCUCAUACGCUAAAGAGAGUCUAUAUUGAUGAUUUCACCCAAGUUGUGAUUGAUGCACCUCUACUCCAGUGUUUGAAGACUUCACUGUCCUCACCAAAGAACUAUCAGAUCGUUAAUUUGGGAUCCUCUGCCAAACUAGAUAUUGGUUUACUUUACUUUGGCCGUGCGAGAUACAGUAGCAGCAUGUUUCAUGACAUCAUCACCGACAUAUCGAGGGUCAGGGAGCUAGUAGUUGGCAAUGCUAUGUGGGAGGGAAUCUUUCACUACUCGAAAUCCGAACCAGUACUGCUUCAGUUCCGUCACCUAUCCCGUUUGAAUGUUAAAUUUAUUAAAUCUGGUAUUGAAUUAUUGCCAUUCUUUCUUGAGAGCUGCCCAAAACUAGAAUCUUUAGUAAUGGAAUUGGUUAAGGACCUAUCCAUGCGUGGUAAGGAAAAAGAACCAAAGGUGAUGUUUUCAACAGUGCCCCGGUGUUUGGUAUCAUCGCUCAAGUUUGUGAAAUGGAAACGUUCGAUCUCAGUGUAUGAAGGAGAAACAGAGCUAGUAAGAUACUUCUUGAAGAAUUCACAAAUGCUGGAGAAAUUAAGGCUAGAUAUUUACUAUACCGAAAAGGCCAAGUGUGCCUUCCUGCAAGAACUCCUUACAAUGCCAAGAUGCUCUAGUGUUUGUGAAAUUCAUUGCUCUCUGAUUCCUGAAGAUAAUUAUCGUUGA
Messenger RNA from Camelina sativa (false flax), 1362 nucleotides. RefSeq names its product F-box/FBD/LRR-repeat protein At1g51370-like. Gene Ontology annotation, molecular function: protein binding. The record is from RefSeq and is a predicted model, not a curated record. Lineage: Eukaryota; Viridiplantae; Streptophyta; Magnoliopsida; Brassicales; Brassicaceae.